Messenger RNA from Penaeus indicus, 1385 nucleotides. Its product is annotated as ankyrin-3-like. The transcript is spliced from 12 exons. Gene Ontology annotation, cellular component: nucleus. Bases 222 to 1385 code for a protein of 387 amino acids. Lineage: Eukaryota; Metazoa; Arthropoda; Malacostraca; Decapoda; Penaeidae. Gene Ontology annotation, molecular function: transcription cis-regulatory region binding; protein binding. Gene Ontology annotation, biological process: positive regulation of transcription by RNA polymerase II. The record is from RefSeq and is a predicted model, not a curated record.
UCAGUGUGCUCCGACGCCGCGCGGAGGUCACGUGUGCGUCUCCCAGCGGUCGUGGAGGCAUCAUGCACCUGCUGCUGCUGCUGCUGUAUUAAGUUAGCCUCGAGGAGUGUGAUCCAGGACUGCACGGACCUGAAGGAAGUGCCAAAAGGACUCGCUCACCUGUCUUCGUUAGGAAACUUAUAGGCCUCGCCUCGCCCACGCCCCGGCACGUCAGAGCCAGGAUGCGCACGCUGUGUGUGGCGGUGAUACUGGCCGCGUGGCUGGCGGCGGCGGCGGCGGAGAAGGUGAAGCCGUUCGUCUACGACGAGCUGUACAAGGACCCCUGCGACGACCCCAGCAAGGAGCCCCCGAGGAAGAGGAACUCCUGCAAUGGUAACGCUAUACUGCUGUGGGCAAGCAAGGGAAAGCACCGCAAAGUGAAGUACUUGCUUAAACAACCCGACACCGCCUACCUCAUCACCUACCAGGAAUCGAGGGGCUGGCGGAAAGGCUACACGGCGCUCCUGUGGGCCUCGGAGGCCAACAGCACCCGCACGGUCCUCAUGCUGCUCGACGCCGGCUCCAUCAUCGACCACAGGAGUUACGGAAACUUCACGGCCGUCUACCUGUUGGCGGAGAACAAUAACCUGGCUGGUGUGACCCGGAUCCUGGAGAUGGGCGCUGACCCCAACGUCGUGACCGCGAUGGGUUAUACGGCGUUGUUUAUGGCCACGUGGAAUGGACAGCCGCAUAUAGUUAAGGUUCUCCUCGACCACAACGCCAACCCUAACUUCACUACUCCCAAUACAAAAUACUUCCCGCUCUACAUCGCCUCCAAGAACGGACACAAGGAGAUAGUGGAGCACCUCCUGGACGCCUACGCCAACUUCAACAUGCAGACGUCGUGGGGUGUGACGGCUCUGCACGCGGCUACUUACUGGGGUCACUUGGACGUCGUCAUUGCCUUGCUGGCCGCUGGAGCAGACACGGACAUGCAGGAAAAAGACGGUUUCACUCCGCUUCAUAAAGCCACCUACUACGAAUUCCCGGACAUCGUUAUGGCUUUGAUCGACUCGGGGGCGAACGUCGACUUACAGAGCAAAGAGGGCGACACACCGCUCAUCUACGCCGCCAAGAAGGGCAACGUCGACCUCAUCAACCUCCUGGUCAACGCCACCGCCAACCCGAACCUCCAGGAGCACACGGGUCAGCUGGUGCUCUGCAAGACGGCAUUACACUGGGCUGUCAUUAACCGCAAGGCCAACUGCGUCAGGGCUCUGCUGUGGGGUUGCCCGGACCUCAACAUCAGGGACCACGACGGUAAGGGCGGUCUAGAUGACACUGAUGGUUCUCUUUCUUCCGCUGGUUCACUUGUUCCUGGCUUUAUUUCCGAAUACUAUGUGUGA